Molecule: messenger RNA, 1548 nt
Organism: Peromyscus maniculatus bairdii (prairie deer mouse)
Lineage: Eukaryota; Metazoa; Chordata; Mammalia; Rodentia; Cricetidae
Gene: Dcaf13
Product: DDB1 and CUL4 associated factor 13
Biological process (GO): maturation of SSU-rRNA from tricistronic rRNA transcript (SSU-rRNA, 5.8S rRNA, LSU-rRNA)
Cellular component (GO): nucleolus; small-subunit processome
Molecular function (GO): protein binding
Source: RefSeq, a predicted model, not a curated record
CACGUGACGGGAAGAAGCCCGCGGAAGGCGGAAGAAGUAGUAGGUCUGCGCGGAGCCCGCCGUCAGCCGAACCCGGCCGAAGGCUCGUGGAGUCUGAGACUCAGAGCCGCCGAGAUGAAGGUGAAAAUGCUGAGCCGGAACCCCGACAACUAUGUCCGCGAAACCAAGCUGGACAUACAAAGAGUUCCAAGAAACUAUGAUCCUACCUUACAUCCUUUUGAAGUCCCACGAGAAUAUGUAAGAGCUUUAAAUGCUACCAAAUUGGAACGAGUGUUUGCAAAACCAUUCCUCGCUUCCCUGGAUGGUCACCGUGAUGGAGUCAAUUGCCUGGCAAAGCAUCCAAAGAGCCUGACUACCGUCCUUUCUGGGGCAUGUGAUGGAGAGGUUAAAAUUUGGAACCUGACUAAACGAAAAUGUGUCCGAACAAUACAAGCCCAUGAAGGUUUUGUAAGAGGGAUAUGCACUCGCUUUUGCGGGACUUCCUUUUUUACUGUUGGUGAUGACAAAACUGUGAAGCAGUGGAAAAUGGAUGGACCAGCCUACGGAGAAGAAGAGGAGCCAUUGCAUACAAUAUUAGGGAAGACAGUGUACACUGGCAUUGAUCAUCACUGGAAAGACCCUGCCUUUGCCACAUGUGGACAGCAAGUAGACAUUUGGGAUGAACAGAGAACCAACCCUAUAUGCUCAAUGAACUGGGGAUUUGACAGUAUAAGCAGUGUUAAAUUUAACCCUAUUGAGACAUUUCUCUUGGGAAGUUGUGCUUCUGAUAGAAAUAUAGUACUGUAUGAUAUGCGUCAAGCUACUCCUCUGAAAAAGGUUAUCUUGGAUAUGAGAACAAAUACAAUCUGUUGGAACCCUAUGGAAGCUUUCAAUUUUACUGCAGCAAAUGAAGAUUAUAACUUAUACACUUUUGAUAUGCGUGCGCUGGACACUCCUGUUAUGGUCCACAUGGAUCACGUCUCUGCGGUACUAGAUGUGGACUACUCACCCACUGGGAAAGAAUUUGUGUCUGCCAGUUUUGAUAAAUCUAUUAGAAUCUUUCCUGUGGACAAAAGCCGAAGCAGGGAAGUGUACCACACAAAACGAAUGCAGCACGUCAUAUGUGUCAAGUGGACCUCCGACAGCAAGUACAUCAUGUGUGGAUCAGAUGAAAUGAACAUCCGCCUGUGGAAGGCCAACGCUUCGGAAAAGCUGGGUGUGCUUUCAUCACGAGAAAAAGCAGCGAAUGAUUAUAACCAGAAGUUAAAGGAAAAGUUCCAGUAUCAUCCGCAAGUAAAACGAAUUGCUCGCCAUCGCCAUCUCCCGAAACCCAUCUACAGCCAGAUUCAGGAGCAGCGCGUCAUGAAGGAGGCUCGUCGCCGCAAGGAAAUGAAUCGUCGUAAACAUAGCAAGCCUGGAUCUGUGCCAGUUGUGUCAGAGAGGAAGAAACACGUAGUGGCAGUUGUGAAAUAAUGUUUUGUCUUCCUACCGAGCUUGAUCUAUAAUUAUUUGCUACUUCUGAUUUGGAAACUCUGUAAAUAAAAGUCCUGGCUCUGGUUUAGUAGUAAA